CUUUCCCGCCCCAGCCCUACCCCCUCAUUCUGGUCCCAUCCUCUUCCUCCUGCCCCAAUCCUCAAUGCGCCUCCAUCCUCGCCUGCCUUCUCUCGGUCCCUCGUGAUUGAUUCCACCCUUGCUUCCCCUUUCUCCGCGCCGCCUGUUCCGUGCUCGUUUUCCCCUCUUCCUCCUUAAGUCUGGUCCUUCCACCCCCUCCUCUUCAAGCUGUGCGUGUCCCCUGAUUCUAAUGCUUUCUGUGUAACUCAUUGAAACUGCGUUCUGGUUCCCCUCCCGCGUCCAUUCUCCAUUCAUGCGCGACCGCCCUUCCCGCGCCCCAGUUCCCUCUCGCCGCCCCUCCCCCUGCUUGCUGGUCACGUCCGCUCCCCCGCAUCCCCUUCCUCGCCUGGCGUGUCCGCUCCCUCCCUCCCUCUCUGCUCUGGUCGCGCCCGCCCACUUGCUCCGGUCUCCGAGCGCGGUCCCACCCCCCUUUUCCAUCACCGCCUCCCAGCUCCCAGCAGGCUCGGGCGGUGCUGAGGCCCCGUGUCCGGGGCGGGCGGGCGGAGGGCUGGGCUGGGUGCCCCGCGCGGCGGGCGGGAUGCGGCGGCCCGGGGGCAGCUGGAGACUUACGUAACGUUGGCCUGCCCCGCUGCCGGGAGGCAGGGCGGUUGCCCCUGCGGCGCGGUGCCGUCCCCUGUGGCCGGGAUUAGAUGGGCGGCCUGCGAGGGCCUGGGAAUGGCUCGGGGCCCGAGAGCUCGACCGGCCCUUGCCGGGUGGCCGCCAGGGACCACGCUCCAUCUCGCCGCGGCCGGGCUGCACGUAGCGGCCGCGCCCAGGGCCCACCCCGCUUCACCGGGCGAUGGCCUUGGGCCUCGUAACGGGCGGGAUAAACCUCUGCAGGCUUUGCUGGGGCCUCCUGGCCCUCGCCCGUUCCGCGCCUCUCCGGCACGUUUCUUUCUUUUCCUUUCUUUUUUCUUUCUUUUUUUUUUUUUUAAUUAUCCGGCACAUUUUUUAACAAAUGCGUCCUGAUUGUGGAACGCGGAGGCCGCGGGGUGGGGUGGGGAUCUGGUUACGGAGGGGGCAGGAAAUCUGUCGCGUUCACUGAACGCAAACGGUGUGGGUCAAGGGCUGUUUGGGGGUCAGAGUUAGAGACCAGGAUGACUAGACGAGUCAUAGCCCACCGAGCUCACAAUCUUAAAAUGUAUCUCCUGUAAUGCUGGGAGUGGGGUACGAGCUUCCUGCUGUGGGAGGGAGGGGGACAGGAAGCCUCGUAAGGUCUCACCAGGUGGCAAGCACACUGGAUUAGAAGAUGCAGGAAAGCACCUUCCAGUCUGAAGAUCAUUUAAAGACUCAGUCAUGUAAGGGCAUCCCUUGGCUUCUUAAUCUACGUACUCCAGACCCAGGGCUUGGACCUUUGCUGGUACGGGUUAAAGUGAGGCCGACAGUGAAGGUCCACGUGGAGAGAGACAUUGGGAAGUUGUCAAAAAGGCGUUUAGAAUCAGGUUUGACUCAUUAAUUUCCUGAGACUCUGAAGGAGUUCAGCCUCUACACCUCAGUUUCCCCUGGGAAAACUGGGAGUAACAUUUUCCUCAUGAUGGUUGAAAGGAUUCAUGCUUACGUGGAUGUGGCACACUCAGUAAGUGUCUAAUCUCUGGCGAAAUACCCAGAAGAAAAGCCUGUGACUGAAUAUAUUAUUUUUGAGCACAAUUACUUAGUCCACAAUUGAGCAUAAGGGCCUUGAUCCAUUGUCUUCCUACUGUCCCCAAACGCCUACAGCUAAUCGUGAGGAAUCAGGCUCUCUGAAUAACCACGUGUCUCCUGGAAACCAGUUCCCCAAGGGAUCUGGUUUAAUAUUGACAAAGUAACUGAUAAUGUAACUUUCCAACUCUCUGCUUGGAGCAGAUGCUUUUUGGUCAUCUGAGAUUGGGACCUGUAGACAAAGGCAGGCAAGGAGGGGCUGAGUUAAGCCUUUGGUGUUCCGCUGUAAGUAGAAUACUACCUACCAGAGGAACAUUCCAGCCCUUGACUUGCUCUGCCUGCUGGUGAGAUUAGGAUUGGAGCCAGGGUCAGUAGCCCCCAGUUGGCCGUCUUGAGGGUGUGGCCACUCCCUAGGUCACAGAGGAGAUGGAGGUCAGGACUCCCCUGCUGCAGCGUUGUUAGCAAAUAAUUUGCCCUUUGGUGGCCUGAGGUGCUGUGGGGGCAGGAGUGGGCUGUCUUGUGGGGAAGGGAAAUGUAACGUAUCACCAAAUCUGUGGGGGAGUGGGGCUCUGUGGGGAAGAUGACUCAACCUUUCAAUUAUUCUGCUUUUGAGAGAAUUAUCUUCGCUGGCUCUCCAGGGCACACCGUAUUCAGCUCUGAGCGGUCUUUGCUAGUGAGGCCAAGGAGCCACCCUGAGCCAAAAGGGGAGCAUUAUGUCACCGGAAGCCCAACCCCAGAGAACCAAAGGACCUCAGCAGCCAUGUCGAAGCCCCAUAGUGAAGCCGGGACUGCCUUCAUUCAGACCCAGCAGCUGCACGCAGCCAUGGCUGACACAUUCCUGGAGCACAUGUGCCGCCUGGACAUUGAUUCACCACCCAUCACAGCCCGGAACACUGGCAUCAUCUGUACCAUUGGCCCAGCUUCCCGAUCAGUGGAGACGUUGAAGGAGAUGAUUAAGUCUGGAAUGAAUGUGGCUCGUCUGAACUUCUCUCAUGGAACUCAUGAGUACCAUGCGGAGACCAUCAAGAAUGUGCGCACAGCCACGGAAAGCUUUGCUUCUGACCCCAUCCUCUACCGGCCCGUUGCUGUGGCUCUAGACACUAAAGGACCUGAGAUCCGAACUGGGCUCAUCAAGGGCAGCGGCACUGCAGAGGUGGAGCUGAAGAAGGGAGCCACUCUCAAAAUCACGCUGGAUAACGCCUACAUGGAAAAGUGUGACGAGAACAUCCUGUGGCUGGACUACAAGAACAUCUGCAAGGUGGUGGAAGUGGGCAGCAAGAUCUACGUGGAUGAUGGGCUUAUUUCUCUCCAGGUGAAGCAGAAAGGUGCCGACUUCCUGGUGACGGAGGUGGAAAAUGGUGGCUCCUUGGGCAGCAAGAAGGGUGUGAACCUUCCUGGGGCUGCUGUGGACUUGCCUGCUGUGUCGGAGAAGGACAUCCAGGAUCUGAAGUUUGGGGUCGAGCAGGAUGUUGAUAUGGUGUUUGCGUCAUUCAUCCGCAAGGCAUCUGAUGUCCAUGAAGUUAGGAAGGUCCUGGGAGAGAAGGGAAAGAACAUCAAGAUUAUCAGCAAAAUCGAGAAUCAUGAGGGGGUUCGGAGGUUUGAUGAAAUCCUGGAGGCCAGUGAUGGGAUCAUGGUGGCUCGUGGUGAUCUAGGCAUUGAGAUUCCUGCAGAGAAGGUCUUCCUUGCUCAGAAGAUGAUGAUUGGACGGUGCAACCGAGCUGGGAAGCCUGUCAUCUGUGCUACUCAGAUGCUGGAGAGCAUGAUCAAGAAGCCCCGCCCCACUCGGGCUGAAGGCAGUGAUGUGGCCAAUGCAGUCCUGGAUGGAGCCGACUGCAUCAUGCUGUCUGGAGAAACAGCCAAAGGGGACUAUCCUCUGGAGGCUGUGCGCAUGCAGCACCUGAUUGCCCGUGAGGCAGAGGCUGCCAUCUACCACUUGCAAUUAUUUGAGGAACUCCGCCGCCUGGCGCCCAUUACCAGCGACCCCACAGAAGCCACCGCCGUGGGUGCCGUGGAGGCCUCCUUCAAGUGCUGCAGUGGGGCCAUAAUCGUCCUCACCAAGUCUGGCAGGUCUGCUCACCAGGUGGCCAGAUACCGCCCACGUGCCCCCAUCAUUGCUGUGACCCGGAAUCCCCAGACAGCUCGUCAGGCCCACCUGUACCGUGGCAUCUUCCCUGUGCUGUGCAAGGACCCAGUCCAGGAGGCCUGGGCUGAGGACGUGGACCUCCGGGUGAACUUUGCCAUGAAUGUUGGCAAGGCCCGAGGCUUCUUCAAGAAGGGAGAUGUGGUCAUUGUGCUGACCGGAUGGCGCCCUGGCUCCGGCUUCACCAACACCAUGCGUGUUGUUCCUGUGCCGUGAUGGACCCCAGAGCCCCUCCUCCAGCCCCUGUCCCACCCCCUUCCCCCAGCCCAUCCAUUAGGCCAGCAACGCUUGUAGAACUCACUCUGGGCUGUAACGUGGCACUGGUAGGUUGGGACACCAGGGAAGAAGAUCAACGCCUCACUGAAACAUGGCUGUGUUUGCAGCCUGCUCUAGUGGGACAGCCCAGAGCCUGGCUGCCCAUCAUGUGGCCCCACCCAAUCAAGGGAAGAAGGAGGAAUGCUGGACUGGAGGCCCCUGGAGCCAGAUGGCAAGAGGGUGACAGCUUCCUUUCCUGUGUGUACUCUGUCCAGUUCCUUUAGAAAAAAUGGAUGCCCAGAGGACUCCCAACCCUGGCUUGGGGUCAAGAAACAGCCAGCAAGAGUUAGGGGCCUUAGGGCACUGGGCUGUUGUUCCAUUGAAGCCGACUCUGGCCCUGGCCCUUACUUGCUUCUCUAGCUCUCUAGGCCUCUCCAGUUUGCACCUGUCCCCACCCUCCACUCAGCUGUCCUGCAGCAAACACUCCACCCUCCACCUUCCAUUUUCCCCCACUACUGCAGCACCUCCAGGCCUGUUGCUAUAGAGCCUACCUGUAUGUCAAUAAACAACAGCUGAAGCACC
Homo sapiens (human) is the source of this 4654-nucleotide messenger RNA. It is a transcript of the gene PKM, whose product is annotated as pyruvate kinase M1/2. The transcript is spliced from 12 exons. Bases 2258 to 4033 code for a protein of 591 amino acids. Gene Ontology annotation, cellular component: cilium; rough endoplasmic reticulum; nucleus. Gene Ontology annotation, biological process: canonical glycolysis; chromatin remodeling; positive regulation of cytoplasmic translation. Gene Ontology annotation, molecular function: protein serine/threonine kinase activity; non-membrane spanning protein tyrosine kinase activity; mRNA binding. NCBI's taxonomy places the organism in Eukaryota, Metazoa, Chordata, Mammalia, Primates, Hominidae. The record is from RefSeq and is a predicted model, not a curated record.